AUGCUUCUUACUCUUUUAGAUGGUGGUGUAUAUGUAGUCCGUCAUUUGUUCUAUACCGGUCCACAUAAACGUGAUAUCACAAUCAAUAGUGUCUUUGCAUUUUUAUGGCUUUCUGCAGGCCUAGCAAACAUCUACCCAACAUUUAAAGGCUAUAGCUAUGCCUGUCCCUCCACAUCUUCCCCUUACGUCGCCCAAGAAUGCAUUACUAAAUUAUUAUUCAUUAUCUUUGGUUGGAUAAUUGGAGUAUCUUUCAUCAUAUCAUCAUUCUUAUCCUACAGAUUGUGGUCUGAACGUCGUGAAAUGUAUGAUGGAGAAUGGAGAGUUGAAGCUCUAGGAGACGUGGUAUUCCAUCAUAAAAAAUAUAAACAUAAACCGAAGCCUAAUAUCACAGUGAAAGUUAAUGAACCAGAACAAGUUAUGAUUUAUAAGAGUGCUAAAAACAGCGAAAAAGUGACGGGUGUGCCAAGCCUCUUGAUUCAAACUGCUACUCCUAGAGGUUCUACUUCUGACUAA
Dentiscutata heterogama is the source of this 513-nucleotide messenger RNA. The record is from the annotation of a GenBank genome assembly. Lineage: Eukaryota; Fungi; Glomeromycota; Glomeromycetes; Diversisporales; Gigasporaceae.